This is a messenger RNA of Symbiodinium natans, 1641 nucleotides long. The record is from the annotation of a GenBank genome assembly. Lineage: Eukaryota; Dinophyceae; Suessiales; Symbiodiniaceae.
AUGGAGCCACUGCCAGUGGCCGCGGCCCGCACGACUCGCACGACGACUGCGAAACCGGACCUGGUCCAAGAGUCUGUUCCGAGGAGUCCUCGAAAAGCAAUGCAGUUCGUGGCACGAAUGAGAAGCCUAACAAGCUCGCCUGAGUCACCGAACUCGUCGUGUACCCAAGAACAUGACGAGGGGCGAAUCUUAGGCCUUUGCGCCGACAGCGAAGCUGGACCCUCUCAUUCAGGCCUUCUACACCUCCUGCGUCUACUGCCGCUUUGGCUCUGCUGCGGCCAUGCGAAAGCCAAGGACCUGUCCAGCUUCCGACUUUCGGAGCCCGAGCGCCGCGCCGCCAAGGAGUGCCUUCAACGCGCACGGCAGGCUGGAGAUGGCGAUAAGCCUUCGAUGUGCUUCAUGCGCCAGGACAUCUUGAGCGGGAAGUGGGCUCACUUCCAACUUGGCACCGGCAAUGCCAAGAAGCCACGGCAGACGGAGAGCAAAAGCAAGCAAGUGCAGAUGAGGCCCAUCCACGAAGAGCCCGACCAGCUCAAAGGAUGCCCCUUUUGCGCUCUCCACCCUCCUGAAGCCGCAGACGUGUUGCGCUUCGAGGAGCUCAAGAAUGGCGAGGCCGAGUACGACUCGAUGUGGCAGGCACUCAAGGAUCACUUUUGGUAUGCGGAAGACACUUUUGCCGGCCACCGCCUACGUCGGGACUGGUCACGCCCCGAUCCAUCCCGGCCUGCGCAGGUUCGGGUCGUCCGCAACAUUUUCCCGAGCAUGAGCGUGCCACGCGAAUAUUACGACGACGACUACGACGGGGGAUUUCUUGAAGACAUGACUGGAAAUAUGAUCAAUCCUGCCGUGGAGCACCCCUUGUACCUGCAGGUGCCCGGCGUGGGCUUCAACGACGUGGUAAUCGAGACACCGUGGCACAACAUGUGCGCCGCCCUGGAGCGGGAAGAGUACAUUGCCCUGACUCUGCGUGCGAUUGUCAUACGAGGGAGGGAGCUGAUGCAAAAUCCUUUGGUGCGCUAUGUGUCGGUGUUCAAGCAGCACAAGUGCGGAAGCAUUGUUCACGCUCACUGGCAAAUCAUCACCACACCAUUUGUGCCCAGUUCUGUGGAUGUUCAGUUGAUACGCGCAGCGCGGCUCCACAGACGCUUCAAUGCUUGCAUCGGCUGCCAGGUCCUGGUAACGGCGCCAACCGGUUCCGACCUGGCCAGCGAGCGAUUGGUCCUCGAGACGAAGCACUUUGUGGUCUCGGCGCCCUUUGCCUGCCGCGAGCGUUGGCGGCUCUACCUUGCACCGAAGCGGCACUCGCCGGAUUUCUUUGCCACGACGGAAGACGAGUUGGUUGAUCUUGCGCAUGUGCUGAAGAGAGUGCUUCAGAUGUAUUACCACAAGCUGGAUGAUUGUCCUUUCAACAUUGCUGUCUGGACUCGGCCGACCGUUGUGAAGGAUGAUUCUUGGCUGCGCGCCUUCAGGUGGAAUUCCGGGCCGGACGAUUGCCGCCACUUCCACUGGCAUAUUGGCUUCUACCCAAGAGGGAAGCCAACACCACAGGGCUUCAAGAACGCAACAGACAUUGCACCGAUGAAGACGCUUCCUGAAGAUGAUGCGGCAAUCAUGCGGCAAUGGCUCACAGAGCUCCAGUGA